This is a messenger RNA of Paramisgurnus dabryanus, 3811 nucleotides long. The record is from RefSeq and is a predicted model, not a curated record. Lineage: Eukaryota; Metazoa; Chordata; Actinopteri; Cypriniformes; Cobitidae.
UCCUCCUCGAGCGCUCCGCUCGAGUUCUCCGUGUUUCAUACCGAAGUCAUACUUCACAUUCCAACUUUACUGUCAAAUCUGGAGAAAUAUUUCUUUAAAAACAUCGGCGUUGUUUGAAUUUGUAAAUGGACUCAUGAGAUAGUCCCUUAAAUCUCGUGUUGUUGCACACACAGCAGAGCAGAGGUUUGCUUUUAAGUAGUCUCGGGUGUGUGGGCUCACGUAAGGGCCCAGGUGGAGCCGCCACCAUUGCAGCCAACGAGUGGAGCGCCAGCGAGAGCCCGGAGGAGGGGCACGAGGAUGGAGUGGAUGGGAUGGACAAGGCCGGAAUGGACGGGGAUGCGGAGGGUGUCUGGAGCCCUGACAUCGAACAGAGCUUCCAGGAGGCUCUGGCCAUUUAUCCACCAUGCGGCCGCAGAAAAAUCAUCCUAUCAGAUGAAGGGAAGAUGUACGGUCGCAAUGAGUUGAUAGCAAGAUACAUAAAGCUGCGGACCGGAAAAUCCCGAACACGAAAACAGGUGUCUAGUCACAUUCAAGUGUUAGCCAGAAAGAAAGUGCGGGAAUACCAAACAGGCAUUAAGGAUCAGGCCUCCAAAGACAAAGCCCUGCAGAACAUGGCCGCUCUAUCAUCUGCUCAGAUUGUUUCUGCAAGUGUGAUGAAGAGUCAGUUGCCUCCUCUUCCUCAGCACCCAUACCCUCCACCACCCAGGUUUUGGCCUGGCCACAUCCCAGGACAGUCUGGACCUUCUCAGGACAUUAAACCCUUUGCACAGAGUCCAUACGCCAGCCUACAACCCCCACUUCCUACACCUAUAUCAAGUUAUGAGCCCUUAACCAACCAACUCCCUCCCACCCCAACAGCGAUGCCCGUAUGGCAGGAUCGGACCAUUGCCUCUUCUAAACUCCGCAUGCUGGAGUAUUCUGCCUUUAUGGAGGUCCAGAGAGACCCUGAAACUUAUAGCAAGCACCUGUUUGUCCACAUCGCCCAGACAAACCCCUCAUACAGCGACCCCCUCCUGGAGGCAGUGGACAUCCGUCAGAUCUACGAUAAGUUUCCGGAGAAGAAGGGAGGGCUGAAGGAGCUGUAUGAGAAAGGCCCUCAGAAUGCCUUCUUUCUGGUCAAAUUCUGGGCUGAUCUGAACAGCAGCAAUAUUCAGGAUGGAGCCGGCUCAUUUUAUGGGGUCAGCAGUCAGUACAGCAGCGCUGAAAACAUGACCAUCACUGUGUCCACUAAAGUCUGCUCAUUUGGGAAGCAGGUGGUGGAGAAAGUUGAGACAGAAUAUGCUCGUGUGGAGGGUGGGAGGUACGUUUACCGGAUCCAUCGCUCCCCUAUGUGCGAAUACAUGAUCAACUUCAUCCAUAAACUCAAGCACCUACCAGAGAAAUAUAUGAUGAACAGCGUUCUGGAAAACUUCACUAUACUUCAGGUUGUUACAAACAGAGACACACAAGAGACUUUGUUGUGCAUUGCAUUUGUGUUCGAGGUGUCCACAAGCGACCACGGAGCACAGUAUCAUGUUUACAGACUCGUGAAGGACUGAACAACGCCAUGCCAAGUGUUUAAAUGACUACAGGCAAAAAAAGAGAAACAAAUUUAGACAAAAACACAAACAAGGACAGAACCCAAACCAGGAUACUCUGCACUAGGUUGUAUUGUAUAUUUAGUUAAGUUCUUUAAAAGGAAAGAAAAUGUACUUUCAGGGAUAAUUCUGUUUCUUUCUUUGUAUUAAAUGUAUUGUGAGAUGAGAGUUAUUGAACGUGGGUUGGACACAACCCUUUUUAUGGUAAAAACGCUAAAGGCACAAAGGUCUUUUUAAAGCGAUUGUAUGCAAAUAGCAAAUGAAUGCUGGUCAAUACAAGUCCAUCUUUAAUCAGGAACUUUCCCAAUCUACUUUGAUCACAAUCUUCAAUUUUGACACACCAGCACACGCUACCUCUAACCUUUAACAGAUUAGGGGGCGGACAAAUUGACUGUCACAAAACUUAUAGGAAAGGAACGUUGAAUGUUUGUUACGAUGGUUAAGCGCAAGUUACAUAAGUGAAGCAUAUCAGGGUCAUGUUCAAUGUUACACACGUUUGGAAGCGUUGCUCUUUAUUUGGCUUGAAUUUCUGUUUUUUAAAAAGUGUGUGAGCUGUAAGUGUGUGAGCUGUUUCUACCUCCUGGCGUUACAUGCUUUUGGAGCAUUUUUAUUUUUUUGUUGAAACCUAAGGUCUCAAAAAUAAGUACAACUGCCAAUGCAAUGUUGGUUAUUGUGAAAAACACUGCAUAUGCAUGGUGAUAGCCCUCAUUUUGAGUGCCUUGUUAUAUUCGCGGCCUACCUUCAAUAUAUCUGUGAGUUACUACAGUAUUCUGUAAUCAAGUAUCAUUGCUUAAAGCAAGACAGAACAACCCUGCUAUUGGUUUAAUGGGUCACAUGACAAAUCUCAACAGGCACUGUCAGAAAAAAAUGAUUUAAAAUCUUCCCAAGCUGUCGCUGGGACAGUACCCUUUAAAAAGGUCCUAUGGACUUCCAGAGCGUGUGCUUUAAACCUAUUUAGGAUGCUGGUCAAUCAGACAUCAAAAUACAUCAAUUUACAAAUUUUAACAGGAAUUGUUAAAAUGAAAAGGGACAUAUGACCUCGUUUUGAGAUUAGAGCAGCACGAUGUGUACAUUAAAUCUGUUUUGUUAUUAGCUUAUUGGCUAAUCGCAUGCAUACUUUUCUUUAAAGCAAGUAUUUUCUGCGUUUUGAUGACUGAAUGACCAGCAUCCUGGUACAAAACAAUAGGUUUAAAGGAUGUCCCUCAGUUUCAGAAUCAACUAAUGCUGCAUUUGUAUACAUUUGGUACUAAUAUGUACCUUUGAGAUGCUAGCAUGCGCUCUUUGAUGUACCUAUGGGGACCGCCCCAAUGACAACUAGGGACCAUUUAAAUUGUUUUCUGACUGUGUUUAAUGCUUAGUUUUAAAUUUUCACCAAAUUUCAUCUUCACCAAACAAUUACAAACACAUUAGCUUGUUUUGUGAAACUGAGCAUUUUUUAACAUUUAAUGCAAGACUAUGUAAACAGAUGAUUUUUAAGUGCACAAAAUGAAUUUAACCUUUUAUUCCAUACCUAAAAGUGCAAUAAGGUUUGGACUAUUCCGAUGCAAGGGUUCUCAGGUUCCUUCAGUAGUAUAGAAACACACUAGGUUCAGAAUGUUAGUACACAAUACUUUGAGUUUAGGUUACUGUAUGCUUCCAGUAAUGGCAACCAUAGCUUAUGGACCAUGGAUACCUUUGUAUGGUUUUUCUACACAAGUGCUAUGGCACUGUAUCGAAUAUAAUUAGUGACAUUUAUUUACAAUCAUCUGUUUAAUCAUUUAUCAGAUUUUGGUACGUUUAUAUACGUCUGUGCUAUGGUUUAUGCACAUACUGUAUUGAUUUUACAUUGAGGAUGACUGUAUAUUUCAGUAGGACAUUUUCCUUUUGGAAUAUUGAAUGCAAACGUCCACAAAACUUUUUAAAAGGGUUCUGUUAAAGACUUAAAAAUGAUGUUUUAACCAAAGAGGUCUUUAUAUGGAUGACAUCCAAAUGAAUGUGAACAUCAUCCACCAGAAAACUCUUUGUAGCCUUUUUGUGUGGUUCAGAUCAUCUGUGACAUUUAAAAGUCAUAAUUUUUUGUGUGUGUGGUUGUGUGUAUAUAUGCUUGGAUGUGUGAGAGAGAAAAAAAUGAUUUGUGAAUUGUGUAUAUUUUAAGUAUGUUAACAGGAAACGCUUUUAUUUUGGUUCUUCUUUCAUUGCUUUGUUCAAAUAUCAUUCAUGCUCUGGUUAUUAAUAAAUAUGGGUUGUAACAUCUA